Molecule: messenger RNA, 3572 nt
Organism: Lingula anatina
Lineage: Eukaryota; Metazoa; Brachiopoda; Lingulata; Lingulida; Lingulidae
Product: IQ domain-containing protein H
Source: RefSeq, a predicted model, not a curated record
UCUGUUGCCAGUUGCCGAGUUACAUUGAACUAUGGCGAGCACUGGAAUAAGCUACUGUUUUAUGAGUUGAACCCCCUUUUUAUGUCUAAUAUUUUCAGAUAUAGCUAUGCCGAUUAUGGCAGAUGUAAAUAACCACCCAGAAGAAGUUGGGCAAAUACUAGUGAAGGUUCAAGAAGACCUUCACCAGUUGAAGCACAAAUUGCUCACCCAAGCUCAAAAUGGGACUAUUGAUUUGACAGCUCUAGAGAAUGCUAUCAACAAAACUGAACAUGAUUUAAAGGUGAGGUCAGAGCAGGUAGUUGGAGAGAUCAACCAGCAGUUUUCCACUCUACCAUCUCUAGAGGCACAACUGCAACAGAGGGAACAAUCUUACACAGGGCCUGUUGUAGAGUCAACAUGGGACCUUCAGAGAGGAGACGAGAUCAGGAGACCCGGCAGCAGGACCUUGAUAGAAACAAGCGAGCUCCUCAGUUUUCCACUCCUGCCAAUCCAUGGGGGUAUGGAUACACAGCCUGUCCUAACCCUGGGGAGAAAGACACCAAGAUACCAAUUAACUGGAGCUACACCUGGUCAGAAGCUGAAACAAGUCUGGAGCAUGAGAGUUGCCCAGAAUCCUCACAACCCUCAGAACAGAACAGUGAUGCAGGACAACUUUGGGGUACAGUUGCCACAGCUGGAGGACAGGAAAUCUGCAACACCAUCCAGUGCAAAAAUUGUAAAGGGAAACACAGUGGAACACCUUACAGUCCUCCCCAAGGCUAACAGAGUAGAUCCACAGUUGAUCCCACCAGCUAUAUCUGAAGAUGAUGCCAAGCAUGGUAUUUUAAGUCUGAUAGAGAGGGGCCUCAUUCCUCCUGCCGCGGAGUUGACCCUUGAUCCCUCACCAGUCCACCACAGGAUGGCACCACUGCAUGAUCCUAUGGAAAAAUCUGGAGAAAAGGCAAAACCCUCUCCAAUGAGUGAUGGGAGCUUUAACCUUGCCAGUAUAAAGUUGGACACAAACUUCAAAGCAACAGAGAGCACAGUGUCAUCAGUGGUUCGUGGCAUCAGACCCUCUCCACCCACACAUGGGAAACAUAGGAAAGGAGCAGAACAACCAUCAAAGACUCCAGUCAUGGCAAAGAAGUUUGAAAUGCCUUUACAACCCAUGCCAGAGCGUCCUGCAACCAAUGCUGUGAUUAUGGAACUCUUAGAACAGACAGCAGUCACCCCCAUCGGACAAGUUCCACCCCCAACUACUCCAGCCAGUGGUGACUUCAAAGCAUCAAACUAUCGUUUUGCUAUGCAACAUGGCAAAGUCAGGGAUACUGCGCCAGAUUUUCUUGCCUUCAAGCAGCAUUAUUGUCUGUCCUGGGGUGCCAUUGUGUCCAUGUUCAAGCACCUCGAAAGGAUGUUGACAGAAUAUGCUGUACCUGUGGCAUUUAUUCAUGGAGACAGGCUGGCUGACCUAUCUCUGGAGUAUGAGCUGGACUCCCAACCAACUCUUGAUGACUUGCUGAGUGUCAUCAUUAACAAAGAAGAUGUGGAGUCUAUCUUGAAAAGACCCGGCCGUAGGUAUCUAGGCCCUGAUGGGGAGUUUGCCGCAGCAACUAAGAUCCAAGCUACAUGGAAACGAUUCCGGGAUAGGAGGAAGUACCUGGAAUACAGAAGGUUGAAGUGGGCAUCAGGAGUCAUUGCCAUUACAUGGGUCAUGAAUGUCAAAAUGUCACAGGUCAGAAAACAACUGAAGAGAACACGGAUUGCUGAGCUUGAAGGUUUUAGAAAGAGAGCAAAGCUGUUAUCAACACAGUGGAACAGAAUGAAGCAUUCCAAACGUGUAAUCAUUCACGUUCCUUCCCUUGGCUACAACCAACCAAUCAGAGACAGUAUCAAAGACUUUGGAAUACGUCAAAAUGCUCAAAUGGGAAGAUUAUGUGACCUGAAAGACCCCAAUGUAGAUGUGAUCUACAUAUCCCCUGUGCCUGUGAAUGAUGAGACAGUCCAGUAUUACACCAAGUUGCUAGGGCUCAAAUCAGCUAUUGACAGUGGAGAUGUGGACAAGCAGGGAGAUAUGACAGACAGAUAUAAGAUCAUUGUACCUGAAGCUAUUAAGAGUUUUCCAACCCACAGAAUGUGCCUUGCUACUCAUCUGAAGUACAGCCCUAGAGCUCUACGGAGGAUAAAGAAUCUGAUACGUGGCCGAGAUGCUUACAUUGUUCCAGGGAUGCCACACAAGGAUGACCUGUCGGUUGCUCAUAUCCUGAACAUCCCCCUGUUGUGUACAGAGCCAGAGAUAGCGCAUCUCUACACAUCUAAAUCUGGUGCUAAGAGAAUCUUCCAAAGUGCUAAUGUAGCCAUUCCGCCAUCAGAGUUUGAUGUGUACAGCCUGCCACAGCUUCAUGAAAGUCUUGCUCAACUAGUCACAGACAACCUUGAAGUCAAGACCUGGGUGUUGAAAAUCGAUGAUGAAUUUGACGGCAGAGGAAUAGCAUACUGCAAUGUUACCACUUACUUGGAGAGUCACCAGUGGGCUUUGAAGGAAGCCAAGAGAUAUGGAGACAAGUGGUCAAAGAAAUGGGCACAGGAACAAGUCUUUAUGAAGAUACAGUCAGAAAUUCCAGACAUUCUAGAGCACUGGUGUUUUCCAGUGGAUUCAAAAGUAUAUCCAACAUGGCCAGCAUUUUUAGAUGCUUUCCUAGCCAAAGGUGGUAUUAUAGAGGCGCGUCCUCCUGCAGAAGACAUAACUGCCCUAACAGCGGACAUGUUACUGGAGCCCAAUGGGAAGAUCAGUAUAGUAUCCCUUGGGGAUCAGAUCCAUGCAGAGACCCCUUAUAAAUGCUGGGGUCUGUCAGUGCCACAGUCUUCAGUGGAGCCAGCCCAGCUCAACGAUGCAUGCAUGAGGAUAGCUGAAGCUUGCAAGGCCAGGGGUGUCGUUGGCUACUUCACCAUAGACUUUGUUACUUUUAUAGACCCCAAAACUGAUGACCAGGUACUGUGGGCAGUGGACCUCAGCCUGUCCUACAGCGACUCUACUACCAUGAACAAUCUGCUGCAGUUUGUGGCUGGUGGAAAGUUGGACAUUAACACUCAUAUCUAUAACAUUCCACCUCCAAAGAAGGAACCAAAAAAGAGGAGGCCUAAAGGAAGAGAGGAAGAAGAGGUUCCACCAAACACAAACAGGUUUGCUGUAAUGAGCACUCAGCUUGUCCAUUCCAAUUUGGCAGUGGUCCAUUAUAGUGUCUUCUUCCAAAUGUGUAGAGCUCAUGGGAUUGGCUUUGAUAUCAAGGAAAAGCAGGGGUCCAUAUUUACCUUAAUAGACAGUUUCAACAGGGAAAAUCUUGGCAUGAUAACUGUUGGUGACAACUUGCAAGGCACUCUUGGAGCAUUUGCCAGAAAUCUAUCUGUGAUACAUCAAGAGAUCUCAGCACCUAACAUGCAGGGAGAAUCAAAUUUUAAGGCUGUCAUUCAAGACAUUGAGAGCAUUCUGGGGACCACAGUCCUGAAUGCAGAUGAACAGACCAGACACGAAGACCAAGAGGACAGUAGCAGUCAGCAGGGUACACAUUCACAAACACAGUCAUAGCAUUUAGGAU